Molecule: messenger RNA, 5767 nt
Organism: Elaeis guineensis (African oil palm)
Lineage: Eukaryota; Viridiplantae; Streptophyta; Magnoliopsida; Arecales; Arecaceae
Biological process (GO): RNA 3'-end processing; polyadenylation-dependent ncRNA catabolic process
Cellular component (GO): TRAMP complex; nucleolus
Molecular function (GO): mRNA binding; poly(A) RNA polymerase activity
Source: RefSeq, a predicted model, not a curated record
CCAACCAAGGCUGGAACUGGUUCCAUAACGCAAACUAACGUACCACGUGUCUCACUCUUACCCCGUCUCCCAAGGCUCCACCCACCACCAUUUCCGUCUCUGAGUCAGGCGAACAAACGCUUUCCGACCGACCGCCCGACCGAUUCCGCCGCCCGCCAUGGAUGCCCACCAAAUCCUCGACUCCCUCACCUCCCAUAUCGCCCUCUACCACUCCUCAAAACCAAACCCUAACGCCAGCCCUCGCGCCGCCGUCCUCCGGUGGUUCGCCUCCCUCUCCGGCUCCCACCGCCAGUCCAUGCUUACCGUCCUCGACCCCGACUUCCUCGGCAUCCUCCUCCAGAUGGUCUCCCGCCUCCGCCGUCACGGCCACGGCUUCUUCUUCCUCCUCCUCGACCUCCCCUCCUCCCCUCCCCCCUCCCUCCCCUCCCUCUGCUUCCGCCGCUCCCACGGCCUACUCGCCCGCGCCGCCGCCUCCUCCGCCACGGAGCUUGCCCUCGCUCGGUCCCUCCUUCUCUUCGAGUCCCGGGAGGGCGAGCACACCGCCGAAUGUCCCCUGGAUUCCCUCACACUCUCCGAGGAUUUGGUCGCCGAUGUGGACCGGUUCGUGGAGGUCAUGGAUGGGAUCUCCGGGGGAAGGUUCCUGAGAGGGGAGGAGAGCGGGUUGGGGGCGCCCUGGGCGGAGCUGUCGUGGUUGAAGGAUAAGGGGUACUACAGCUUGGAGGCAUUCGUGGCGAAUCGGCUGGAGGUGGCGUUGAGGCUGGCGUGGCUUAGCUCCCAUGGUGGGAAGAAUCCGAAGUGCGGGAAGGCAGUGAAGGAGAGGGCUGCGGUCGCUGGUAUAGCCGCCAAUGCCUUUUGGAGGAAGAAGGGGUGCUUGGACUGGUGGAUGGGGUUGGAUCCUGGACAGAGGAAGAAGAUUUUUCAGGCUUUUUUAGAGAAAGCAGCUAAAUUUCUGGCAAACGAGAUUGUUAAAGGGUCGAACGAUGCUUUGAGGAAUGAAUUUUCUUUCUGUAAACUUGAAGAUGAACUGAAAGUAAGAUAUGGUCCUAUUGCAUCUUGGCAAAGGGUGAAGCAGUCAUUGUUCCGAAGGAAUCUAGAUUUGUCCUUGGAUAUCAUGACCAUGCCAUCUUCUAGAAGGCCACAAAUCCUGACUAAUUAUUUGAACAGAUUGCUUGUGGUUCAGGAGAUAUCUACUUUUUUAACAUGUUGGCUUAGUGAAUCUGAAGACAAGGCAUUAUUUUUCAGCACAUUAGAAUCUGUUGACACCAUUUCAGAUUGUAUAAUAAGAAACCUGCGAAGACUCCUCAUGGUUGUUUCCAUUGAUUGUAUAAAUCGUGAACUUAUGGGAGAUGUAAAGUUAAAGGCCCUUCCGCACAAAAAUGAAGAGAAGCGCAAUGUUGGUUGUCGGCGAGGGAAGAACAAAUGUCACAGUUCAAGAAAGCUAAGUCCUACUUCUAAGCCAUCCAAGGUUGAUUCAACAUUACACAAAACUUCUAUGGAUCAAGGAUGUGGAACAGACUGUGCAGAUGAUAGCAGCUCUGGGCUUUGCCCCCCAGAAAGCACUCUCUCAGUAGUGGAUAAUCAGAAGGCAAGGACUAGUAGUCCUUUUGUUCCAAAGAAAGAUCCUGGGAAGGAAUCUUCAUUAACAAAAAGGGGAAUGGAAGUAAGGAAAAAGGUGGAAGGAAAGGAGCAUACCACAGGUUUGACUGAUAGUACGGUCCAUAGACGUAAGAAAAAAGGUGGAAGAAAAGGCUCUAAAACUAAAACUCCUGGCUUAGCGAAAGUUGGAUUUCCUGAACUUGAUAACAAGAAAACAACCGUAACAUCUGUUGCCGCAGAAAGUGAACUGACAGAAUCUUUACCUGACACCAAUGAUUCUGCUGCCAGGCAUAACGUGUUUCCUGUUUCUAACUUAUGUGAUGAUUCUGUUAAGCCUGAUUUCAUGGAUCACAAUGAAAUGAUAAGCACUGAGCUAGAUCCUGACCCUCAUUCUAUUGCAGAUUGCUGUGUUACUGGUGUGGAAUGUAGUACGAGUUUAAACAAUUCAGAAGACCAUAAUUCUAUUAAAAUGGCUGAAGGCAUACCCCAGAUAUCUUCAGAAUCUUCUGUGAGAAAGAGUGAUGUUUGUUGUGACAAGCUUGUAAAUUGUAUUAAUUCUUCCAUAAGUUGUUCCAGGAGCAGUACUGCAUGUGAAGUAAUGAGGCCUGCUGUGUCUACACUCGAGCUUAAGGAUCAUGAGUAUCAUAGUACCCGGGAUAUAAAUAACACCAAUUCACCAUAUGUUGCACCUCCAAACUUGAUUCAAGGCAUUAUGAGUGAGAAUAUUUCCAUAAUAGAGAAUAAUGGUAGUGAACCUUAUGUACGAAACCACACAAGUUCCAUGGGAGGCACUUCGUAUGAGUGGCCUACCAUAUUGCCUCCUGAUUUUACGUCUGUUCAUUCACAGCAUCUCCCAGCUGCCACAGACAGAUUACAUCUGGAUGUUGGUCACAAAUUGCCCAAUCACUUUCAUCAGUCUUUUCUGCCUUCGAGGCAUCAGGCAAGAAAGCCAACAAUUGAAGGUGGACGCAGUCUACUUUUACCUUCUCUAACUUUGCCUAUGAGUUUCGACUGGCCUCCUAUGGUCAGAAGUUGUCGUAGAUUGAGUCAGACUGUGACUGUAAGCUAUGAUUCUGGAUAUGAUCCAAGGCUGCAGUCUUCAUUCUGCCCAGGAUUUGCUACUCAUGGACUGCAAAUUAAUGGGACUUCCUGUGAGAAUGAGAGAAAGCAUCCUGGAGAUGUUUUAGAUGUGUAUGAUUUGAAAAACACUUCUGAUGUGGCAGAUGAUACUGAAAGCUACUGGUUUUCUGAAGAAGAGUACGAAAGUCAUGCAUUUUCUGGAAAGGAUUAUAAUCAAUUCUUUGGUGGUGGAAUAAUGUACUGGAAUCCUGCUGAACAUGUUGGAACAGGUUUUUCUCGCCCACCAUCUCACAGUUCUGAAGACAGUGCUUGGGCUUGGCAUGAAGCAGACAUGAACAGAGCUAUUGAUGAUAUGGUUGGCAUACCUGGAUUAUCUGCUUCUUACAAUUCGAAUGGUCUGGCCUCGCCACCUGCUGCCCCAUUUUGUUCACCAUUUGAUCCAUUGGGACCUGGACACCAGUCUGUUGGUAAUGCUAUGCUAGGAAAUGACAGCACUGGAAAGGUACUGAACUCCUCAUCUUCCAUAUCAGAUGGUCCUGAAGAGAAAGCCUCAAUAUCUCUGAAUAAUUCAACUAAUGGUUUUGAGGGAGUGAAAGCGGACACACUUCCAUAUUCAAUGCUGCGGCCAAUCAUUGUUCCAAGUAUAUCAAGGAGGGGUUCGAGAUCUGAAUUUAAGGUUGGUCAUGAUCAUAAAAGCCCAUGUGUACCUUCUACCAGGAGGGAGACCCCUCGCAUCAAGCGGCCUCCAUCACCAGUUGUACUUUGUGUUCCUCGAGUACCUCGACCUCCCCCACCUUCUCCAGUUGGAGAAUCUAGAAAGCGAGGCUUUCCAGUUGUAAGAUCUGGUAGCUCAAGUCCUAGGCAUUGGGGUAUGAGAAGUUGGUAUUCUGAUGAAAGUACUUUUGAGGAAACUCGACUUUGUUGGGAUGGCGCUGAAGUUGUUUGGCCUUCAUGGCGAAACAAAGGGCUGGCUACCUCUCCAAUGGUGCAAUCUAUUCAUGGGCCUUUGUUGCAAGAUCACCUCAUCACAAUUUCCCAGCUAGCUCGCGAUCAGGGACAUCCAGAUGUUGCAUUACCAUUGCAACCUCCUGAUUUAUUGAAUUGUCCAUCUAAUAAGACUCUGUCCCUGGUGCACAAUCUUCUUCAUGAGGAAAUUGAUCUUUUCUGCAAGCAGGUUGCUGCUGAGAAUCUGAUCAGGAAGCCCUACGUUAACUGGGCUGUCAAGAGGGUUACACGAUCUCUUCAGGUCCUCUGGCCUCGCUCUCGGACAAAUAUAUUUGGUUCCAAUGCAACUGGUUUAGCUCUUCCAACUAGUGAUGUGGAUCUUGUGGUUUCUCUCCCUCCAGUACGGAAUUUGGAGCCUAUCAAAGAAGCUGGAAUUUUGGAAGGUCGUAACGGUAUCAAGGAAACAUGCCUUCAGCAUGCAGCUAGGUACCUUGGGAACCAAGAGUGGGUUAGAAAUGACUCCCUAAAAACAAUAGAAAACACUGCAAUACCUGUCAUCAUGCUUGUGGCAGAUGUUCCUUGUGACAAUAGUCUUUCAAAUGAGAAAUCUUCCAUUGUGGAUACAUCAGAAGCACAUUCAACCAAGAUGCCUGGAAAGCAAAGCAUCCCUGGUGCAGAUCUGUCUAAUUCAGAAAAUACCUCAUGGCCAAUGUGUUCAAAAAUGAAAAAGGAUGAUGCUGUUGAUGUGAAAUCAAUUCGUCUUGAUAUCAGCUUCAAGUCACCAUCACACACAGGACUUGAAACUUCUCAACUGGUUAGGGAGCUCACUCAGCAGUUUCCUGCUGCUGGACCCCUUGCUUUGAUACUGAAGAAGUUUUUGUCAGAUCGUAGUUUGGAUCAGUCUUAUUCGGGUGGUUUGAGUUCUUACUGUUUGGUGUUGCUAAUUACACGCUUUCUUCAGCAUGAACACCAUAUUGGUCAGCCUGUUAACCAGAACCUGGGCAGCCUUUUGAUGGAUUUUCUCUACUUCUUUGGGAAUGUUUUUGACCCACGUCAAAUGCGUACUUCGAUUCAAGGAAGUGGAGUGUAUAUGAAUCGAGAACGAGGGCUCAGCAUCGAUCCAAUUCAUAUCGAUGAUCCUCUCUGUCCAGCUAACAAUGUAGGAAGGAAUUGCUUUCGUAUACACCAGUGUAUUAAGGCUUUUGCUGAUGCUUACUCUGUGCUGGAAAAUGAGCUAUCACAGUUUUCUGGUAAUUGUGCUCCAACUUCAACAGGAACAUUCAGGCUACUUCCAAAAAUCAUCCCGAGUAUUGAUAAUGAGGAGUGAUAUUGGAUCAUGAGUAGCCAUUUUUCCUGUCUGAGUGGUACUGGCUUGGCUGCACGUUUAAUGUGGGAAGCACAGGUAUGAACCAGAGGAUAUGCUUGUGGCCAGUUUUUCUCUUUGCUGUUAAGCGUUGUAAGAUGAUGCUACCAGACCUUCUAGAUUGGCAAGCAAGUUAUACAUGAAUGGUUUUGGUGAAGCUUUAUACAAGACCAGAAUGCUGGGUGUGGCUGGACCAUGAUGACUCAACAGAAUUGGAUUACAGAACCUGAACGUUGAUUCAGGUCUCUCUCUCUCUCUCUCAUGCAUAUGAAUUAUUGAAAGCUUCCCAAGCAAAGGAUGUUCCUUUCUGUCAGCCAGGUGGAAUCCCAUUGCCUAGCCCAGAAGUGAAACAUUCUACUGAUCAGCCAUGACAAUGAACAUGCGAUACUCUAAAGCAGCCCUCUGAUCUCUACAGCCGCCGGAGGAGCACUUUGAUUUGUCUGCUUUGAACCAAUUAGCUCUUUUGGGGGCUGCUACAAAUGGGUGCGAACUGUGUUGGUAUGCCACACAGCUCAUCUCUACAAUUUGAUUGCAGCAGCCUAAGCCUUGUGCAAGGUUCCUCUUUCGGGUGCAUUAUAUGUACAAAAGAUUGUUUGUUGGUAAACCUUUUUCUUUUGGCUUAUCAGCAUGCCGGUUGGAUCCUGUGUUUAGAAUCCUGUGGCCUCUAGUCACAGUGAUUUUUGUUUUUUCCCCAUUUUUUAACUUUGGCGUGCACUGUUCCAUGCCAACAAUUAAUGUGUUUGUAUAAUGUAACGUUAUAAAAUAUCUGUAUGACCGAGUUUC